Anolis sagrei ordinatus is the source of this 1281-nucleotide messenger RNA. NCBI's taxonomy places the organism in Eukaryota, Metazoa, Chordata, Lepidosauria, Squamata, Anolidae. The record is from RefSeq and is a predicted model, not a curated record.
AUGAUUGUGAAAGGUACAGAGUUGCUGAAGAGUUCCGCAAAUCUAGUUUUGUUAAUGGCGACAUGUUUGAGGGAAGGAGGAGAUUUAGACAGUGCUAUAGAAGUUGUGGCACAGGCUGCUGAGUGGCAACAGGAGGUUCAGCCAGGGACUCCAGGCCAUUUGUCCCUCAUCAAGAGAGCCAAGGUCCUAGCUGAGGUUGCUAGAAAGGAUGAGAAGGUGGCUCAGGAGGGUGAGAAAGACAAAGAUGGCGGAGCUGACUCUGGGCUGGAUGGCGAGGCUAAGGGAGUGGUACAGAAAGUUACCAAGGGGCCCGUCACGGUUGCCAGGGAAGCGAGAGCCAGUGAAGAGAAUAUAGGAACAAUAGGUCUGGAAAGACAAGGGAUAAACUCUGAGGAGAAAAAAGAAUCCUUGACCGUAAAAGAUGUAUUACCUCCAGCUUCACGUAAAGAAAUUACCUCAGCCGAACUUUUUGACAAAGACAGCGGAAUACAAUCAAAAGAGAAAGCUGAAGAAAAGCAGACUCUUGAUUUGACUGUAGAAACUGAUGGGAGUACAAAAUAUCGAAGUGCCUUCUGUGAAGCAAAGGAUCAUGCACCUGAAAGACUAGUUGAAGUUGAGAUGGCUUCCAACCAUGAUUCCUUCACUAUGAGGGUUCCAGAAGAUCGCACAAAAGAACUUUUAAAGAUUGGAACUGUCGUUGAAGUUAAGAAUCUAAGUGAACCCUAUCAAAAAGCAAUCAUCAACAAUUUAACUGGAGCAAGCUCGUAUGGUAUAUCAGUUAAUGGUGAAGAUAAGAAGACUCUCAAACAUUCUACACUUCAUCCGAAGGAAGAGAGAUGUUUCGCUGAGAAUAAAAACCCAGCUGAUGGACUGUCGAGAAACAUAAUAUACACUGACUAUGUUAUUGGUGAUAAAAAGGAAAAUCUACAAUUUCCAGCUUCGGGGGUUCGUCCAGACUACAGUGAUGAGACUGCAAUGGAGAGAGAAGGUUUUCUUGUUCGUUCUUCCAACGGUGGCGAGUUCUCUUCAAGGCCAGGAGAGGAUAUUCAAGAAAGUGCUGAUUCUUCGCAACAACAUGAUGCUACGCUGAAGCAAGACUCAUUUCAAGCCUUAGAACUCGAUAAAAGCAGAACUGUUCCUGAUAAUUGGAAGACCAGAUGGAAAGAGGAUAACUCCAGCAGCAGGGAGGAGAAAGGAGAAGAAUGUGGUACUGUGGGGAGUGUACUGGCCGGUUGUAAUUUGAGACUGAGUAGCAGGGGAAGGAGAAUUGGAAUUGGGUAA